Molecule: messenger RNA, 411 nt
Organism: Guillardia theta CCMP2712
Lineage: Eukaryota; Cryptophyceae; Pyrenomonadales; Geminigeraceae
Product: histone H3
Exons: 1
Coding region: 1-411 (136 amino acids)
Cellular component (GO): nucleosome
Molecular function (GO): protein heterodimerization activity; structural constituent of chromatin; DNA binding
Source: RefSeq, a predicted model, not a curated record
AUGGCGCGUACCAAGCAGACUGCCCGUAAGUCUACCGGAGGAAAGGCUCCCCGCAAGGCUCUUGCCACCAAGGCCGCCCGUAAGUCCGCCCCCGCCACCGGAGGCGUCAAGAAGCCCCAUCGCUACAGGCCUGGAACCGUUGCUCUUCGUGAGAUCCGUCGCUACCAGAAGUCGACUGAGCUCCUUCUCCGCAAGCUUCCCUUCCAGCGUCUCGUGCGUGAGAUUGCCCAGGACUUCAAGUCGGAUCUCCGCUUCCAGACCUCUGCCAUCAUGGCCCUUCAGGAAGCCUCUGAGGCCUACCUUGUCGGUCUCUUUGAGGACACCAACUUGUGCGCUAUCCACGCCAAGCGUGUGACCAUCUUCCCCAAGGACAUCCAGCUUGCCCGCCGCAUCCGUGGCGAGCGCUCGUAA